Molecule: messenger RNA, 798 nt
Organism: Iphiclides podalirius (scarce swallowtail)
Lineage: Eukaryota; Metazoa; Arthropoda; Insecta; Lepidoptera; Papilionidae
Source: the annotation of a GenBank genome assembly
AUGUGCCACGCUGUGGUUCUCGGCGUGCUGUUCUCACUACCGUCGUACCUGUACUCGGCCGUGCCUUUUAGGAAGGCGCGGCGCAAGGAGCGCGAGGGCGAGCCCGCCGGCGACCCGAAGCUGUACCUGCAGGAGGCGCUGCUCGAGCGCAAGCUGCCCGAGCUGGACAUGCGCCAGCUGGUCGAGCUGCCCCACGGCCUGGACUACAACGAAUGGCUCGCCUCGCAUACGCUGGCGCUGUUCGAGCACGUGAACCUGCUGUACGGCACCGUGUCGGAGUUCUGCACGGCGGCCACGUGCGCCGACAUGACGGGCCCCGGCGGCCGCUCCUACGCGUGGUACGACGAGCGCGGUAAGAAGACGCGCGUCGCCGCGCCGCAGUACGUCGACUACGUCAUGACCUACACCCAGAAGACCGUCAACGACGAGACCGUCUUCCCCACUAAGUACGCGAACGAGUUCCCCGCACAGUUCGAGGGCGUGGUGAGGCGCGUGGUGCGGCUGCUGUUCCACGUGGUGGCGCACCUGUACGCGGCCCACUUCCGCGAGCUGGCGCUGCUCAGGCUGCACGCGCACCUGCACCUCACCUUCGCCCACCUCACUGCGCUCGACCGCCGCUUCGCGCUGCUGGACCACAAGGAGACCGAGGUGCUGCGCGACCUGGAGGUGGCGCUGCGGCUGACGGAGCCGUCGGCGGCGGGCGCGGCGGGGGCGGGGGUGGGGGGCGCAGAGGGGGGGGAGGGCGCGUCGUCGCCGCGGCGCCGCUCGCCGGUGGUGACGCAGCCGCUGGCCUCCGCG